This is a messenger RNA of Cercocebus atys (sooty mangabey), 1524 nucleotides long. RefSeq lists its product as uncharacterized. Lineage: Eukaryota; Metazoa; Chordata; Mammalia; Primates; Cercopithecidae. The coding region runs from base 16 to 558 and encodes 180 amino acids. The transcript is spliced from 2 exons. The record is from RefSeq and is a predicted model, not a curated record.
CAUUAAGCCCGAGGCAUGGCGCCGCACUCUCCCCAGGCCACCGGCGGCCACGGCCUAGCCUGGGAGAUGAGGCUUGGGAGUCGGGACCGCGGGGCCACGAACGCCCGGCUAGAAGGCGGCAGCCAAACCUGGAGAGAAGGAGGGAGGCCUUGGCCGGAAGUGCCUGUCAGCCGCCGGCCGCGCAGCCGCAAUCAGGACACGUGGCACUUCCGGCUCCGGGCUCGCAGCCGCUGCCCCGCCGGCGAGCCCUUCUCUGCCAGCUGGGCUGCCCCGAAGCCACCUGACAGCUCCUGGUGCCCCGACCCCGACGACCGUGCCCGUCCUCGCUGCCACGUCACCGACUCUCACGGCCGGCCGGAAGUGCCAUGUGUCACCGCUACGGAAAUUCCCGCCGUUGUGAACGUGACCUCGUUCGCAGAGCUGGGAUCGUGGGGCAAUCUGGGAUUCAGUAGCCGCUUUCGUGGGGUGGGACUGACAGUUCCUCUCCUCGGGUUUUGUGAAGAUUACCUGAGACAACAGAAGUCAUCGUCCUCUGUUGAGACGUACCACUGCUGGUAGCUGGGACGGUUAAUGUUCAUCACAGUAUUUCAUUCACAUUUCGUCUUCAUGUUUCAGAUGUAAAUUGUAAGGAGUUUUAAAAAGAGGUGGUUAAAUAUGUGUACGUAUUAAUAGUGUGAUCAAGCCAAGAAGGAGGCCUUUGUCUUUUGACUGGAAGACUCAGAGAAAUUUUGAUUUUGAAACUCGCUGAUUCAUAGCAUAGUCACACUCAAGUUCAUUAGCACAUUUAAAUGGCAGUUUUGUUUCCUCUUCUAAGAGUUUACAGUAAGGUAAAGAACUCAAACUUCCUUUCAGAGCAAGUAGACUUUUUUUUUUUUUUUUUUUUUUUGCAAGUAGACUUUUUUGACUUGAAGCCAAAGAGAGGUCGAAACUGCGGUGAUUAGACAGCAUAGUUAAUUAAUGACUGAGUAAUCAUUUUGGCUGCCUUCAUUCUAUUUAGGUUUUUCCUGCUCUGUGCUGACGAUAAAGCCCUUCUUUACAGCCUCUAUAUUACCAAGUGUCUUUGAAGACGUCCUAUAUUCUGUGUUAAAAUAUCAGUGAAGAGUAAGUUGCAUUGAAACAAUGAAAGAAGGAAAGAAAAGGAACAUUUAUUGACUACUAUGAGUAAGUCACUAGCUGUCAUUUUACAGAUGACAAAUAAAUGGUAGUGCCAGUAUAGCAAAGCAACAUGAAUAUCUACUAUUGUACCUUUCAGUAGACUUAUGUCUGUCACCAAAAUGUUUUGAACUUAAAAAAUGUUAAGAUCGUUCAUUGGCAUUUUCUGAGUUUGUAGAAAAGGAAGGUGUCUUCAUUUUAGAAAUAUCAGAGAUGCAUUGUCAGUAAUUAUAAAGAUUAGCAGUUUAAAUAAGGUACAUUUUAACCUUCCUUUGACUCUCAUUAUUAUACUGGAAUGGAAAUUCAAGCAAGAAUUAAGAAAAAAGAUGAGUCUAACAGAAAUGAAAAUCAGCCUGGGCAACAUAGCAAGAC